This is a messenger RNA of Momordica charantia (bitter melon), 1570 nucleotides long. RefSeq names its product chloroplast signal recognition particle component (CAO) (gene CAO). The record is from RefSeq and is a predicted model, not a curated record. NCBI's taxonomy places the organism in Eukaryota, Viridiplantae, Streptophyta, Magnoliopsida, Cucurbitales, Cucurbitaceae. Gene Ontology annotation, molecular function: protein binding.
UCACAGGGAUUAAAAUAAAAUCAGUAAUGUAAUCAGAUUAUAAACGAAAUAGCACAAGAAGAAGAAGAAGAAGAAGAAGAAGAAGAAGAAGAAGAACUGGGUAGGGUAGUAGGGUAGUGUACGAAACUUACAAGAUAGAAAUCCCAUUGCCAAAUGAAAUUCAGAGCCACUAAUCGGAUGCCGUUUCUUAUCCUCAAAUUCCCUUUCACAGAUUUUCCAGACCCCACCAUAGAAAAACGACACCGUUGCUUCCUUCUUCCCCACUAAACCGCACUUUGUUGUUUGUUGCAGCACCGCUUGCUCCUCCCAUGGAUGCCCUUUUCCUCAACCAGUCCAUUUCCCGCCUCAAAAUCUCCCCCAAAUCCAGCCCUCUUCCUCCCCUCUACCCCUCUCGAAUUCCCAAUCGCAAUCUCAAAUUCAGCGCCUGCGCAGUCCAAAACGACCAACGAUUAGCACAGCAAUCCAACGCGGCGAUUUCCGCCGGGAAGUUCAACGAGGAUGAAACUUACGGCGAAGUCGACGGAAUCAUCGGUAGCCGAGCGCUACAGGACGGCUCCGGAAUGGAGUAUUUAAUCGCAUGGAAAGACGGUCACGCCCCGUCCUGGGUGCCGUCCGAUUUCAUCGCCAGAGACGUGGUGGCGGAGUACGAGACGCCGUGGUGGACCGCCGCGAAGAAGGCCGACGAAUCCGCGCUCAAGUCGCUGAUAGACGCGGCGGACGGGCGCGAUUUGGACGCAGUCGACGAGGACGGGAGGACGGCGCUGCUGUUCGUGGCGGGGCUGGGAUCGGAGGCGUGCGUGAGGAUGUUAGCGGAGGGCGGGGCGAACGUGGACCACCGCGACAACAGCGGCGGGUUCACGGCGCUGCACAUGGCGGCCGGGUACGUGAAGCCGGGGGCGGUGGAGCAAUUACUGGAUCUGGGAGCAUAUCCGGAAGUAGAGGACGAGAAGGGGCGGACGGCGCUGGAACUGGCGAGGGAGAUUCUGAAGGCGACGCCGAGGAUUCAGUUCGGGCGGCGGAUGGGGCUGGAGAGGGUGGUCGGAGCGCUGGAGAAGGCGGUGUUUGAGUACGCGGAGGUGGAGGCGCUGCUGGAGAAGAGGGGGAAGGGGGAGAAUUUGGAGUAUCUGGUGAAGUGGAAGGAUGGGGAAGACAACGAGUGGGUGAAGGCGGGGCUGAUUGCGGCGGAUUUGGUGGCGGAUUUCGAGGCCGGACUGGAGUACGCGGUGGCGGAGGCGGUGGCCGGAAAGAGGAUGGGGGACGACGGGAAGAUGGAGUAUCUUGUGAAAUGGACGGAUAUUGAGGACGCCACGUGGGAGCCGUUGGAUAAUGUGGAUCCUGAUCUGAUUAAGGAGUUUGAAGACGCCCAAGCCCAAUCCAGUAAUGGUGGGCUUUGAGAAGGCCUCUUUCUAAUAUGUGUAUUUAAAGAAGACUUUUUUGGUUAUUAUUAUUAUUAUUGAUUAAAAAAAAAUGAGGAAGCUUCAUCAGCGUUCGUACUCUCUUAUUUGAGUAGUUUAUUUUAAGUUUCAACCCUUACCUAAAAUGGCUCAAGAAUUUGAAUUUGGACGUGAAA